Messenger RNA from Sphaerulina musiva SO2202, 1731 nucleotides. RefSeq lists its product as uncharacterized. Gene Ontology annotation, cellular component: fungal-type vacuole; plasma membrane. Bases 1 to 1731 code for a protein of 576 amino acids. Lineage: Eukaryota; Fungi; Ascomycota; Dothideomycetes; Mycosphaerellales; Mycosphaerellaceae. Gene Ontology annotation, biological process: monoatomic ion homeostasis; transmembrane transport; borate transport. Gene Ontology annotation, molecular function: solute:inorganic anion antiporter activity; borate efflux transmembrane transporter activity. The record is from RefSeq and is a predicted model, not a curated record. The transcript is spliced from 4 exons.
AUGUCAGACGCCAAGAUCAAGAAGUCCUGGCUCAAAAAUGGAGUCCUGAGACCAGGUCGACUUCUCCAUCAAGAUGCGAGAAAAUGGCUGCAAAGAUGGCCUGACGACUGGACCAUCUUCAACCAGCUCGUGCUGGCAAGCGCUGUCUAUGUGUUCUUCACAAAUCUCCUCCCUGGCAUCACCUUCGCUUCGGAUCUGUAUCAGCGAACAGGACAGAACUGGGGCACUAUUGAAAUUGUCUUCGGUACAGGACUAUGUGGCAUCAUCUUCAGCGUCUUCUCCCUCCAACCUCUUGUUAUCCUCGGGAUUACAGGACCCUUCACAGUUCUGGCUGAGAACAUUUACAAGAUCUGCUCCGAGACACUCGAGAUUGACUUCCUUCAGUUCAUGGCAUGGGCCCUCAUCCAUUCGGGCUGGAUGCACAUCCUUUUGGCAUUGUUCAAUGCACACGACUGGACAAUGUUGUAUGUGACGGAGUUUAGCUGCGAGAUCUUCAGCUUGCUGAAUAGCAUCAUUUACUUCCACAAGGCCGUUCAAGAACUGGAGCGCGUCCAUGCAAGUGUGGAUCAAGCAGCUUUCUUGUACGCCAUCAUCAGUGCUGUUGGUACAUUCAUGCUCGCCCUUUUCUUGAGUACGGCAGAACGCUGGCCGCCAAUCGUACACAAAUACUUUCGCAUGGGACUACGGGAAUACGCUGCUGCAAUUAGUAUCAUCUUCUUUGUCGGAAUUCCUUACGCCGGAGAGCUCAAGCCAUUAGAUAAAGAUACACUCUACACUUCGAGCGAAUCUUUCCGACCAACACUGCCCGGCCGCGAGUCCUUCUAUGUGCCAUUCUGGAAUCUGUCCGCCUCAUGGGUAUUUGCAGCCAUGAUACCAGGCUUCAUCAUCACUGUGCUCUUCUUCUUUGAUCACGAAAUCAGCAGUAUCAUAUGUACGACACAGCGUUACGGAAUCCGCAAGCCCACGGGGUACGCACAAGACAUUGUGCUUCUAGGACUCACGACCGCUUUAUGUGGCAUAUUAGGUAUCCCACCAGCCAACGGGCUUCUCCCUCAAGCGCCUCUCCACUCGGAAAGUCUCAUGUAUGACAAUCUCGCAGAAGCAGGUGUGGAAGAAGCAGUGAUUGACAAGAACGGCAUCGAACACGUGGUCGAACGCCCCAUGAAACGCGUGCACGAACAACGCUGGUCACAUUUCCUCCACGCAGCCGCGAUUUUGGCCUGCAUUGCACCUCCUCUCCAACUCGUUCUGGGCCUGACUCCGACUUCUGUCUUGGCCGGGCUUUUCCUCUUCAUGGGUCAACAAUCACUGUCUGUCAAUCCCGUCUUACAGCGUACCAUCUGGGCUCUCACACCCACGUCUGAUCUGCCGCGUCUGCCGAGCGAGAGCAUCAAGAGCUGGUGGCCAAUUCACGCUUACACCUUGUUCGAAAUCGUCAUGGCGGUCAUCAUUUUCAUCGUCACGCUCACCAUUGCUGGCCCGGCAUUUCCGCUCAUCAUCGCUGCUUUGGUUCCCUUUCGUCUAUUAGUCAUGAAGAAAAUUUGGUCCAAGGACGUUCUACGAUUUGUAGAUCGAUGGGCUUGUCGCGAAGGUACCCCGGAGGACCAGGAUGACGAAAGCGGCCACUGCGCGGAAGAAAAUAUUGAGAAGGAUCUGGCUCUGCCUGAACAAAUCACUGUGGAUACUGGUCAUGACAAGGUCAUGGGAUGCGAUACGACUCGAAGAAGAUGA